Messenger RNA from Lates calcarifer (barramundi perch), 4564 nucleotides. RefSeq names its product sodium/calcium exchanger 1. The record is from RefSeq and is a predicted model, not a curated record. The transcript has 10 exons. Gene Ontology annotation, biological process: cell communication; sodium ion transmembrane transport; calcium ion import across plasma membrane. Bases 264 to 3161 code for a protein of 965 amino acids. Gene Ontology annotation, molecular function: calcium:sodium antiporter activity. Gene Ontology annotation, cellular component: axon; sarcolemma; postsynapse. NCBI's taxonomy places the organism in Eukaryota, Metazoa, Chordata, Actinopteri, Centropomidae.
AGAGCUGGAUGGUGGUGGCGGCAGUGUGGUGGUUCAGACUGUUUCUGUUUCUCGUCUCCUCAUCAUCUGACAGGCUUUUAUUAUUUUACUGGAAGAGAAGUUUUAUCAUCGAUGCUCUUUGGUGUUUCUGCUCCAGGAUGAAAACUUUGCUCGUGUCUUUGUGGAGAUUCUGAUUUUUAAAAAUAAUCUUUGGAUGAUUUGAUUUUUUUCUAUCAGACACUGAAACUGUUUGAGUGACGGUUUAACGGAGCUCAGCCAUCAUCAUGCACCAAGGCAGGACCUCAUCCCUGUUCUCCACCUAUCAGCUGCUUUUCUUGUUGACUAUCGUCUCACCUGAACUUCUGAAUCCAGCAGCAGGAGGUUCUGCUGUGACACUCAAGUCCAACAGGACAGACAGCAACCACACCAAAUGUGGCGGUAGUACCGAAUGCAUAGAGGGCGUUAUCCUGCCAGUAUGGAAGCCCGACAACCCGGCCUUCACCGACCGCCUCGCCAGAGCCACCAUUUACUUUGUGGGGUUGGCGUACAUGUUCCUGGGUGUCUCCAUCAUUGCUGACCGCUUCAUGGCAUCCAUUGAGGUCAUCACCUCCCAAGAGAGACAGAUUACCAUCAAGAAACCAAACGGGGAGAAGAUCACCACAACGGUUCGAAUCUGGAACGAGACAGUGUCCAACCUGACCCUGAUGGCCCUCGGUUCCUCCGCCCCAGAAAUCCUCCUGUCAGUCGUGGAGGUUUGUGGUCACAACUUUAAUGCCGGCGAGCUGGGCCCCAACACCAUCGUAGGAAGUGCUGCCUUCAACAUGUUUGUCAUCAUCGGCCUUUGUGUGUCCGUCAUUCCUGAAGGAGAGACUAGAAAAGUGAAGCACCUCCGGGUGUUCUUUGUCACCGCCACCUGGAGCGUCUUUGCAUACACCUGGCUUUACCUGAUCCUGGCCGUCUUCUCUCCAGGUGUUGUCGAGAUAUGGGAGGGGCUUCUCACACUCUUCUUCUUCCCCAUUUGUGUUGGGUUCGCCUAUGUGGCCGACCGCAGACUUCUUUUCUACAAAUACAUGUACAAACGAUACAGAGCAGGGAAGCAGAAGGGAAUGAUCAUCGAAACCGAGGGAGAACCAGAGCUGCCCUCAAAGGUCGACAUCGAAAUGGACGGCAAAAUGCUCAACUCCCACAGGGAGGAGUUCAUGGAUGGAGAGAUGGGUUCUGAUGUGAGGGAGCUGGAUGAGGAGGAGGCCCGCAGAGAGGUGGCCAGGAUCCUGAAGGAGCUGAAACAGAAACAUCCAGACAAGGAGAUGGAGCAGUUGAUGGAACUUGCUAAUUAUCAGGUUUUAUCCCAACAACAGAAGAGCCGUGCUUUCUACCGCUGUCAGGCGACCAGGAUCAUGACGGGAGCAGGCAACAUCCUGAAGAAGCAUGCGGCUGACCAAGCCAAAAGAGCUACCCAGCACGACAUCUGCUCCGAGGUUUCAGUGAACAAUUUUUCCUCCAAGGUUUUCUUUGACCCUGGUACCUACCAGUGUCUGGAGAACUGUGGCAGCGUAGCUCUGAAUGUGGUGCGUCAUGGUGGAGACCUAACAAGCACAGUCUCUGUGGAUUACCGGACUGAAGAUGGCACCGCAAACGCCGGCUCAGACUACCAGUUCACCGAAGGAACUAUUGUGUUCAAACCAGGCGAGACCGAAAAGGAAAUCCGCAUUGACAUUAUUGAUGAUGAUAUUUUUGAGGAGGACGAACAUUUCCUGGUUCACCUCAGCAAUGUGAAGGUCAUAUCAGAGGGUGCUGACUCAGAAACACACAAGGCAAACCAUGUGGACGUCCUCGCAGGUUUAGGUCUGCCAUGCACAGCCACUGUCACCAUCUUCGAUGACGACCAUGCAGGGAUCUUUACGUUUGAGGAACCGGUGGUGACCGUGAGUGAGAGCGUUGGGGUGAUGGAGGUGAAGGUGGUCCGGACCUCAGGAGCUCGUGGUGUUGUGGUGGUGCCAUACAAAACCAUUGAGGGGACAGCUAAAGGAGGCGGCGAGGACUUUGAGGACACUCAUGGAGUCCUGGAGUUCGAGAACGAUGAGAUCCUUAAAACUAUUCAGAUCAAUAUAGUCGAUGAUGAAGAAUAUGAGAAAAACAAGAACUUCUUCCUAGAGAUCGGAGAGCCACGGCUGCUGGAGAUGAGUGAGAGGAAAGCUGUGUUGCUGCAGGAAGUCGGUGGAUUCAUCAGAACAGGUAAAGACGUCUACAGGAAGGUCCAGGGACGGGAUCAUCCCACCCCCUCCUCCAUCAUCAACAUCGCAGAGGAGGGGGGUGAGGAGGUUUUGACCAAGAAGGAGGAGGAGGAGAGGCGGAUCGCAGAGAUGGGCAGACCGAUGCUAGGUGAACACGUCAAACUAGAGGUCAUCGUCGAGGAGUCGUAUGAGUUCAAGAGCACUGUGGAUAAACUCAUCAAGAAGACCAACCUGGCUCUGCUGAUCGGGACGAACAGCUGGAGGGAACAGUUUGUGGAGGCCAUCACAGUCAGCUCUGGUGACGAUGAUGAUGAUGACUGUGGUCAGGAGAAGCUGCCGUCCUGUUUUGACUACGUCAUGCACUUCCUCACUGUCUUCUGGAAGCUUCUGUUUGCCUUCGUUCCUCCCACCGACUACUGGAACGGCUGGGCCUGCUUUGUCGUCUCCAUCUCUGUCAUUGGUCUCCUGACGGCGGUAAUCGGUGACCUCGCGUCUCACUUUGGCUGCACCGUCGGCCUCAAAGACUCCGUCACUGCCGUGGUGUUUGUAGCUCUGGGCACCUCUGUACCAGAUACCUUUGCCAGUAAAGUAGCAGCCAUCCAGGACCAAUAUGCCGACGCAUCCAUUGGCAACGUGACUGGAAGCAACGCUGUCAAUGUCUUCCUGGGUAUCGGUGUGGCCUGGUCCAUCGCUGCUAUCUACCACUACUCCAAAGGCCAGGAGUUCAGGGUGGACCCGGGCACGCUGGCUUUCUCUGUCACACUCUUCACCAUCUUCGCCUUCAUCUGUAUCGCUGUCCUCAUCUACCGCCGGCGGCCCGAGAUUGGCGGGGAGCUCGGCGGACCCCGGAUCCCCAAGAUCCUCACCACCUGUUUGUUCUUCAGCCUGUGGUUGAUGUACAUCGUCUUCUCCUCACUGGAAGCCUACUGCCAUGUAAAGGGCUUCUAAACGUCCUGCGUCUGACGGAUUCCAAAAGGUUCUAAUGGAACUGAUGAACAGUUCUGAUGGAUUUCCAAAGGAUCCAAAAGGUUCCUGCAUAUUGUGACAGGUUCCUGUAAUUUCUAGAGGUUCAGUAGAUGUGUAAAGGUUGGUGGAUUCCUUGAGGUUCUAGAGGAACUCUACCUUCAUUACAGGUUUCUGAAAUUGUGAACUCUUCAAUAGUUCUACAAGGUUUUUUUUGCUGAUCUGACAUUUAUAAACACAGACUAAUGCAUAUUCUGAUGGACUCUGUAUGGUCUUUUAUGCUCUUUAAAGAAACAGGUUGAAAACAUCUUUGAUGGGUUGGUAAAGGUUUUUGAAGGAUUCUACAGGUUCUUGGAGAAUCUCUAAAGGUUCUGAUAGGUCCAUUUCAUUUCUGUCAGGUUCCUAUAAUUUCUUUUAUUUGUCUGAAAGAUUGGAUGGAUGUCCAAUAGUUAAAACAGCUUCCUGACUGUUGAUGGAUUUCUAAAGCUUCCAGCAGGUUCCUGUCUCUUAUUAAUUCCUGAUGGACAUAGAACAGUUCUAACAGUUAUCUGAAUAUUUUGGCUAAAUGUUUUAAUUAAUAUCUAUUGUACUGUGUAGUUCUCUUAGGUUCUUUAAAAGGUUCAGAACAUCUUUGAUGGGUCUCUAAAGGUCCCAAAGGUCCCUGAAGGAUUCUACAGACUUUUAAGAGUCUGGGUGGAUCUCUAAAGAUUCUUGGGGAAACCUUGAAACUCCCGAACCUUCUUUUUGACUCUGUUAAGUAACAUAUUGGACUUUUCUCUGGCUGCUGACAGCUGGUGAACUCACAUACCUCCUGGACAUUUAAAGACAUUUACCUGCAUCAUAACUCCCUCACCUGUACCUUUAAGCUGUGUAUAACAUAAACCUUUUUAAUUUUGAAGUGCAUGGACUUUGAAACCACAACCACAGUAAUGACCACCAACAGCCAUGGUGAUGAAGGAGGCAGCUGAAGCUGUAGACUUCUGAAACCUGCAGGUCAAAGGCAACUGUGUUGCACCUACAUGAAUAUCUGCACUGAGUUUGAAAUAUAGUUAAUUUUAAAAAGUAAAUGAAGUGAAGCAGCGUAGGAGGUUUAAAGGUUUUUGCUGUACAGACACAUGAACUCUUUAAAACAGAGACCUGAGCUGCUGCAGCAGUGAAUUUCAAUGUUUGAGAAAAUAUAUUUAUGUGUAUGUUUGUGUGUGAGUGUGUGAGCGCAUAUAUAACCUCGAAGAACACUGAGAAGCAGAGACGAUUCACUAUACUGUGAUGUGAUUGGUUAUUCGGAAACAGCAGCUGUCGGCCCAUUGGCCGAUGUAAACACAGGAGCUGCUGCUUAUUAUCUGACUACAGAAUGCAGUGUCUUUCCUUCAAAUAUUAAAGUUCAGUGA